AUCUCAUUGGUCCGACCUUCCAUCAGUCAGUCAAUCGGAGUUCUCCUAACCAUCAAGGAUCAGUCGAGGAUGGAGGGAACACGGGAGGAUGAGAGCAGAGCACAGCUCAGACCUUUUAUUGCUCCUCAAGGGGGAACUUUGGUUUGCAGCAGUCGUUAAAAAGACACAACACUGAACACAAAAUAUUGCGAGCGAUCUGACAAAAUUCAGCCACAAUAUCUGCAACAAUAAAUAAAAAAAUAAGCAAAAUGGUACAGUGCCGCUUGUGUCAUGGAGGAUUUGGCUGAUUGUGCAUAGUGCAUUGUUAACACUUGGAAAAAAACGAUAACCUGCCACUGUUUCAUGUGUUUGUAAUGUGAUAUUUGGUUUGUCUAUAAAUGCAUAUUGUAAAGUGAGCCUCUUAAAACGUAAGCUAUAAGUUGAGAGAUUUAAUAAGCCCAUGACAUUAUGGAUUUUUAGAAUUCUUUAUUUCUGUGGACAACACUCUGGAUUUACGGUAUUUGCUUCUUUCAUGUCAGAGGGAAGAAACAGGACCCCAGGAAGUGAAGCUGUUGCCUCUUAUAAUGACUGAGCCAAAGUUAACCUUUGCACUGCUCUGUUUUGGUGGUGGUGGUGAUUUUGUUGUGUAGCUGCUAGGCAACAAAACCCAUCAAUGGUACCAAUGCAGUGCAGUAAUCUAGCAGAAUGGCUCUGGAGGGGUUGACCAGCCAUGAUCUUAUGCCUGGAAAUGAAGCUCCCACCCUCAGUUUUUGUGCGACAUGCCAGUUGCACAAAUGCACGGCCAUACACGUGCAGAGACUAAACACCAAGGGGCUACAUUCCCUCAAAGAAUGGAUCUCUUUAACACCGGAAGAUGACGUUGAUCUCGAGGCCCUGGUGAACGAUAUGAACUCUUCGCUGGAGAGCCUCUACUCCACCUGCAGUGGUCACCAGACAGAGUCCACCCCACUACUACACAAUGGACAGUCCACUUCAUCACACCACCAUCCCCAUCAUCAUCCUCACACACAACUUAACCACCAACGGCAGGGUCAGCAUCCGCAUUCGCUGUGUCAAGUCACCUCGGAUCCUUCCUCCUCCUCCGCACUGGCAGACUCACCUCAAACUGGCCUGCGACGGUCACAGCCUAUGCACAUCCUCGCUGUCAGGAGGUUGCAGGAGGAGGAGCAGCAACUGAGGACAUCGUCUCUCCCGGCCAUCCCAAACCCCUUUCCUGAGCUGUGCAGUCCAGCAAGCUCACCCGUCCUCAGUCCUGGGUCCCUUCCUCCUGGAGAGCCCUCCAAUGGCAAAUAUAUCAUCUCAAGCUCUGACAGAUUGGAUGGAACCAGGUGUGAACUGUCAACGUAUCCUCAGAUUGUGAAGAUCUUCAGUGAAGAUGGCAUGGGUAAAGUGGUGGAGAUCCCGGCCGACAUGACAGCCAGGGACCUGUGCCAGCUCCUGGUUUAUAAAAGCCAUUGUGUGGAUGACAACAGUUGGGCACUUGUUGAACACCACCCACUGCUCGGGCUAGAACGCUGUCUAGAAGACCAUGAGCUGGUGGUUCAGGUCCAGGCCUCAAUGAACAGCGACAGUAGAUUCCUCUUCAGGAAGAACUAUGCCAAAUAUGAAUUCUUCAGAAACCCUUUGACGUUUUUCCCAGAGCACAUGGUUGCAUGGUGUCAGGAAACCAAUCGUACGAUUCCACCCUCUCAGCUCCUUCAGAGCUUCCUAGCCACCAGUAGCUGUCCAGAGAUCCAGGGUCACAUGUAUGUGAAAGAGGUCGGACGGAAGUCAUGGAAGAAGGUUUACAUGUUCCUGCGGCGCUCGGGACUCUACUGUUCGACAAAAGGAUCGUCAAAGGAGCCCAGACAUCUACAGUUACUCGCAGACAUAGAAGAAAGCAAUAUCUUCACUGUCGUCACAGGCAAAAAGCACCACAGUGCACCCACAGACUACGGCUUCUGUAUCAAGCCCAACAAAAGUCGAGGGGAGUUAAAGGACUUGAGGAUUUUGUGUGCAGAGGAUGAACAGGCAAGGAUGUGUUGGAUGACUGCCUUCAGACUAUUUAAGUACGGGAUUGUGUUGUACCAGAAUUACAAGAUCCCUCAACAGAGAAAAACCUUAAUUUCACAUUUCUCAGCACCUGUGCGGAGUGUGUCGGAGAACUCCCUUGUAGCGAUGGAUUUCUCAGGGAGGAUAGGCAGAGUGAUCGACAACCCUGUGGAAGCUCAGAGUGCCGCCAUGGAGGAGGGACACGCAUGGAGGAAGAGGAGUCAACGACUGAACGUAUUAGGCUCCCACAGUCCACUGCACCACUCGUCCCUGAGCUCAGUUAUCCACAUAACGCAGCUGUGGUUCCACGGCCGAAUAUCGAGAGAAGAAUCCCAUCGUAUUAUCCAUCAGCAAGGAAAUGUAGACGGGCUGUUUCUGCUGAGAGUCAGUCAGAGUAACCCCAAGUCAUUUGUGCUCACAUUGUGCCAUCACCAGAAAAUCAAACAUUUCCAAAUACUACCGUGUGAAGAGGACGGCCAAAGCUUCUUCAGCCUUGACGAUGGCGCCACCAAAUUCACCGACCUGAUUCAGCUGGUGGAGUUCUACCAGCUCAACAGAGGAGUGCUGCCUUGUAAACUCAAACACCCUUGCACCGUCGUGGCCUUAUGACAUCCUCAAAACACCUGACCCCCACUUACCCUCAUCACUUGACUCUGCCUGAAACAAGCAAAACAAAAAGAAUCAUUCAGUCGGAUGGUUCUUUUGUUUUUAUCUUAAUAAGAAGCUGGUGAAUUGACUGAUGGUUUAGUGUUGUUUUAUGUUGUUGUGAGUCUGCCAGAGACUGCUGACUUGUUGGAUUUUUUUUUUUUGCAUGGAUGUUUGAGGGGUCAGAUGUGCAACGUGCUCCUGAGGUUCCGCAUUCGAGACGAGAGAGCGUACAGGAAACGAACACUGCCAUGUGUGUCAGUGCUGUUGCAGAAUCUUCCGCAGUCUUGCUCUAUUCACAGUCAUUAAUAAGCUUCAACUGGACAAUCAGCCGCAUCAUUUUGUGCUUUUGUUAGGACCACUCAUUCAAACUUUUCAUCGCACGUCCUCAAAGAAUUUACUGUAGAUGGAGAGUUGAUUGUUUUGCACUCAUCAAACUUGGAGUGGCCUUUGACGGGUGUGUGUGUGUGUGUGUGUGCGUGCGUGUGUGUGAGACCUUGUGUUGUUGAACUGUGAGAUGGUGCCAGCGCCCUCUGGUGUCACAGGCAUGCAAGGACAUGUCCAAACUCAACUUGGAUGAAAUUUGGAGGUGACAGGAAGAAUGGGUGCUUCCGAAUCCACCUGAGUUUUGGGGGACAUCGGAAGUUUGUAAAGUCAAAAUCCCCUGGUGAAAAAAAGGCUAAGGGAAAAACCUGGACCUAUUAGAACAAAGUGUUUUUUUUACAGUGGACAACAACUAGUCUUUAUUGUUUCUCACUUGGAAAAUUCAUUUGUUCAUCUCUGACAACACAGGGUUUCAUUUCUUAUUGAUACAUUCAUUGAAGUUUUAUACUGUUAUCAAUAUUAUCAGAUUUUUUUAUUUUUUUUUGCAUUCUGAUUAUGUGCAACUCUUCAUUAUUUACCUAAGCUACAAGGGGGUCAUUUUGUACUUGUUGUUCUAUUGCACGCUCCAGUUUUCCAAAAAUAUUCACCAGGCUACUUCCACAGAAGCGAGUUGGCAUGAAUCGAACUAUGGUGUCAUUCAGGGUAAAAUAACGAGUAAUAAAGCUUGAACAACUGUAACCAGGUGGACAGAUUUCAAGUGAAGCCAUAUGCAGUAGUUUUGUUUCAUUUUUCACUGUAGGUAAUAUCAAGCUACCUGUUGUAUAAGCAUCAGCUUUUUUUUUCCUCAUCACCACAGUACAGGAAGGGUAACCACUAAUAUUUCCCUCAGGAGUUUCACCCACUUAACAGUCAGCAAAUCAGAGGAAACCCUUUGCCAAACAAAACUGCUUUAGCACAGAGAUACAGUGGAAACCCGUGGACAAAAACCUGUCCUUGUACCUCACACUUAUUUCAGUAUCUGAUCCAGCAGGUACCGCGGAGCGCGGCUCCACACUGAUGGUAGAUGUUGUGCAUCACAUGCAGCCUUUUAUCUGCCUGUGAGCAAACUGUAUCACAUACACACUGACUGCACGCCACCCAGUUAUGGAUGUGCUCAUCGACUCUCUCCUCUGUGCUCAUCUCACUCAGAUGAUAUAUUCUAAUACAUGUUUGAGUCGACUGUUAGUGAGAAUACUCAGCAGUGAGGCAGCAAAUGUUAGGUUUCAGACUUAAGACCAUUUCUGUCUUAAUCCAUGUCCCUUCAUUUGACUUUACUAACUUGACUAUAGUUCUUUGACUGAUCAGGGUGUACAGCUCUUACCGAGUUAUUAAAUCAACAGAAAUCCCACCCGGCAUAUGAUUUUUAACAGAUUUCCCCUUUUGUGUUUUCUUCAAAAUGAGCUUCUGCAAUCGACUUUUCAUUUACUUUUUUUCUUUUAAUAGACAGCGAUGCUUUUGAAGUGUCUCUAGUCGAGCGUGGACCUAAAUGCAGAUCACAUAAAGGGUCAAACUCAGCCAACUCAAAAUCUGGGAAGACUGGAGGUAAAUAAUUCAAAUUCGACCUUGGAUUUCAAGUCGAUGUUUAGUCUGAGCCCGGUCACUAACUCUGUGGCUCAAAUUCACUCAGAAACCUUGCCAUUAUUAUCAUGACGUUUUUUUCAUCAGUGUGUAUUUUUUAACACUCCCUUCAAAGUGUUGCUCGUAGUAGCCGUGUUUAAUCUUGCAGCUGUCAGAUGGUUGGAAAUCUGUUUGUGUUUACCAGCAUCAGCAACCGUCUUUUAUUUACCUGCUGCAGGUUGUUAUAAUAAGACAUACUAUAAUAUCUGAUUUGCCGCACUAUAUUGACACUUUGCGUGGUCACCAUCUAAGAUGCAAUGACUCAAUCAUAUUGUUUGUUUUUUUUUCUCUAAGUAUUGCUGCAGCAAAAUGUAUUUAUUUAUCUGGAUGUGAUUACUUGAACAUUUUUAGAUUUCUUUAUCUCGGCGCUGUUCUGUACUGUUCUGUUAUCAUUACAUGAAAUGAUUGACCA
This is a messenger RNA of Solea senegalensis (Senegalese sole), 5068 nucleotides long. It is a transcript of the gene grb10b, whose product is annotated as growth factor receptor-bound protein 10b. Lineage: Eukaryota; Metazoa; Chordata; Actinopteri; Pleuronectiformes; Soleidae. The record is from RefSeq and is a predicted model, not a curated record. The transcript is spliced from 17 exons. The coding region runs from base 685 to 2640 and encodes 651 amino acids. Gene Ontology annotation, molecular function: insulin receptor binding. Gene Ontology annotation, biological process: negative regulation of insulin receptor signaling pathway; insulin receptor signaling pathway; negative regulation of Wnt signaling pathway.